GUUAGGGAAUGGGGUACUUCCUGUUUUACUUCAGUCAGACGUGCACUGCACUGCUUGUUGUCAGUUUCAACAAAAUGGCUGCUGGAGCACUGCGUAAGAGAAUCCGCUAAAUGCUUCAUGACAACAAUUCAGUGAACAACAUUUUUCAUGGAUAUCUGGGAAUUUCCUUAAUCUUCAUGCAUUGGACAUUCCAAGAGCAGAAGCAGGGAACACAAAUAGAGAACCAUUUGAUGGAAGAAAAGAAAAAGAAAAAGCAAGAAGAAAAGAAAAAGAAGGACGCUGCUCAGAAAAAGGCUGCUGAACAGAAAACCAAAGUGCCAGAGUCUGCCAAGCCCGGCCCUGCCCCUCUCCCCCCCACCAGCCCUCCCGGGCCCCCCAGCAGCGGCAGCAGUGGCAAUGGCAAGCGCGCUCCUUCCUCAUCCUCCUCUUCCUCCUCCUCCUCCUCCUCCUCCUGCACCUCUAGCGCUCCCCAGCAGCAGCAGACCCAGCAGCAGCAGACGGCCGGUCCGCGUUACCCGCCCCGAGAGGUGCCCCCGCGUUUCCGCCAGCACGAACACAAGCAGCUUCUGAAGCGGGGCCAGCCUCUCCCGCCCGGUACCCUGACCCUGACCUCUUCACCGGCGCCUCUGACCCCGGCCCAGCAGUCCUCUUCGGCCUCUGGCCCAACGUGCGCUGGCACUUCGCAGACACCAGCAGCCUCCAGUAAAGCUCCGGCAUCAGAUCUCCCUCUGCAGACUGCUCAGGGAGCUCAGUAUGAAAAUCCCCAUUGGGGACACCUACACACCAAUCGCAGUGCCACUACGACCAACACCAAUACCCUCAAUCCCAGCAGCAGUGGUGGAGGAGGAGGAGGAAGCAACUGGGAUCAACUGAUCAUCGACGAGAGCGACACCGAGGGGUGGCCCUCCAUAUCCCGCCGUGAGAGCCACACCCCUGCAGGAUGCCCCGCCACUUCUGACUGCAUCUCUGAGAGCAGCGGCGGCGGCAUCAGCAGCGGCAGCACAAGCAUGGCCUCCGGGCCCAGCCACACGGGCCACUUCUCAGCCAAUCACCCCAACGGCAAAGCCGGCGCUGGCCACUCCGGCGGAGCUCAGCUCCCUGGCCAGGGUGGUGGUGCCAAUAGGGGCUGGGGCUCCAACCCCACCCAGGGCCCCUUCCCCGACGGGAAGGGCGACGGUGCCGGCGGCUUGCCGAUAGGAGGAAGGUCCCAGCCCUGCUGGGGCUCCUCUAGCUUUAACUUGAACCUGAACCCCAGUGCCAACCCCUCGGCCUGGCCCGUCUUGGGCCACGAGGGGCCUGGUCCCGGGGGCGGCAGCUCUGGAGGAGGAGGAGGGGGAGGGACUAACCAGUCUCCCGGCGGCAAUAACCUCUGCAGUCCCUCUGCAUGCGUGACCCCCAAUCAGGGUGCCAACGGGAACCCUGCCUCCGGAUCAGGCAGCGCCUGGGGCGGCAUGAUGCCCGCCGAGGCCCAGGAGUCACACCGCCACCACUCCCCGUCCACGAAUGUGUCUUUCAGCUCCUCAGAACCUCAGAACCUUAACACUGAUGGACCAAAUCACACUAGGCAGCAGCAGCAGGAGACGCCCAACCCCGUCCAAGGCCUGCCGGCGUGGGGUACCGCUGGCGGCCAAGCCAUGUCUGGUGGAGCCUCACAGGUGAAUGGAGAGGACGUCUCUGCUUGGAACAAUGGCGACUCCAAGUCGGCCCCCUCCAAGGACUCUGGGUGGGAGUCAGCGACUGGCUGGGGUCAUGGCGGAAGUUCGGCGGCCAGUGGUGGUGGCACCGGCGGCUGGGGGCAGCCCUCCGGCGGAGACUGGGGAAAGCCCUCUGGCGGCGACGUCAAAGGCUGGGACGCGGUCAGUUCUCCCUCGCAGGAGCAGCUUGCUGGUUGGGGCCAAGGGGGGACUACACCGGCCAGUGAGGGCAGUGUUGACAGCCAGGACACGCAGCAGUCUAACAGGGAUGGUUCAUCUAGGAAAGAGCCUGUCCCAGUGGUGCCUGCGCAAGACCUGGACCCAAGGGUGCUCUGCAACACAGGCUGGGGUCAGACCCCGGUCCGGCAGCACACAGCCUGGGAGAUUGAAGAGGCAGCUCGUGCCGGGAACAAGAAUGACUCUGGCACCGAAGUCUGGGGCUCAUCCUCAUCCAGCAUUCCUUCUACUGGUCCUCAACCAAACACCAAUCCUGGACCUCCAUCAAUACCGGAACCAGCUGGAAAGAGCCAUGACUCCUGCUCCAGCAUUGCAGCUAACUCUGGCUGGGGAACUGUGAUGCCAACCCCCAACCAGUCUGGGGGUUCUGGAUGGGGAGAGCCUCCCAGCAACAAGAAACCCACCAAUGGGCCGAAUGGAGGCUGGAGCAACACACCUCCACAAGCAGGGGGCCCUGGGUCCGGCAUGUCCAAGAAUGGGCAGUCCUGGGGUUCGGAUGACAAGUCUCCCAGCUGGGACAAUCCCAACAACAACAAAGCCAAACCCCAGGGUUGGGGCGAUGGGCCCAAAGUGUCCCACAGCUGGGGUAAAGGAGGGGAUGGAGGAUCUGCCGGAGAUUGGGGAGAUCCAGGGGAUGGCAAGAAGAGAAGCCCAACCAGCUCGACCUGGGAGGGGGAUGGAGGAGGCUGGAAGGAUAGUGGCCACAACUGGGGAAAGCCUGCCCCAGCUGCAGGUGGAGGACCAGGCAUGAUUGGAGGAGGAGGAGGAAGUGGAGGAGGUGGAGGAGGAUGGGGUGAACCACAGAGACCUAGCGGCCCUUCCCAAGGCUGGGGCAGUAAGCCUCAGGAAGGCAGCAAUGGCAACACCAGCGGAGGAGGAGGAGGAGGAGGAGGAGGACGCAUGGGCUCAUGGAGUGGCCCCAACUCUGUGAAGCAGCCUAGCUCUGGUUGGGGUGGAGGAGGUGGUGGAGGAGUGAAGCAGGGACGCCCUGGGGAGCCCACAGGCUGGGAGGAACCCUCCCCACCCUCCAUCCGCCGCAAGAUGGAGAUCGACGACGGUACUUCGGCUUGGGGAGACCCAACCUCUUACAACAAGACGGUCAACCUCUGGGACAAGAACAACCCCGGGGGGAAGGGCAAGAGCGGGCCCACAGGGGGCCACAGUGGCGGCAGCAACAACAACAACCCACCCUCUGGCAACAACCCACCCUCCCACCACCUGCACCACCCCCACCACGGUCCACCUCCCAUGCCCAGCCUGAGCCAUAACCAUAAUCACAGCCAUGGCCCUGGCAACAACAACAAUGGCAGCUCACCUGAUGGUGGUGGUGGCCCUCAUCAACCUGGACCGCCACAUACCAGAGCACCUCUAAUGAAUCCAGGUUGGGGGGAAAUGUCCAACGUCCACUCGAAGCCAGAGCCUUCCUGGGGGGAGCCAGCGCCCCCUGCAGUCUCUGUGGACAAUGGCACCGCAGCCUGGGGCAAGCCCACUGGGAGCUGUGGAGGCUGGGGGGACGGUGGCCCCGAUGUCUACAGCCGGGGCAACCCACCCCCUGGACAAGCACCCUGCAAACCAGCCCCCAAAUCUAUGCAAGAUGGCUGGGGAGGUGGAGGGGAGGAGAUGGGCAUGUCUGGGAGCCAGUGGGAGUCUGAGGACGGGGACAUGUGGAACAGCACCACCCCCCAGGAGAGCGGCAACUCCUGCAACUCCUGGGGUAAUCCAGCCAAGAAGGGACCACCGAAGGGGAAGCUUCCCAGUAAGCCAGACGAGACCUGGAUCAUGAACCGCCUCAUCAAACAGCUGACUGAUAUGGGCUUCCCGAGAGACCCUGCGGAGGAGGCUCUGAAAAGCAACAACAUGAACCUGGAUCAGGCCAUGAGCGCCCUGCUGGAGAAGAAGACUGAACUGGACAAGCGAGGCAUGGGGAUCUCCGACUACAACAACGGCUUGGUCACCAAGCAGAUGGGCUGCAGGCCUCCGCUCAUCUCCAAAGACUCCUCCUCAGACCGCAACCCCCUCUGUGACAAGGAUGGCGGCCUGGUGGAAGACAACCACACCUCACCGUUUCUGCCUUCUCCCGGCCUGAAGCUCCCGCUGGCCAGUCCCUCCAUCCCUGGUCAGGGCCUGGGGGUCGCCAUGCAAAACUUGAACAACAGACAGAUGCAGAGUGGAAUGUUUGUGAGUAGUGGAGCGGCUCAAGCAGCGCGGGCCCUGCAGCAGCAGCAGCCUCCUCCUCCUCAGCCGUCAGUGCCGCCUCUCAGUUCCUCCCAGCCUAGUCUACGCGCUCAAGUGCCUCAGUUUCUCUCCCCUCAGGUUCAAGCACAGCUCUUACAGUUCGCAGCAAAAAACAUUGGACUCAACCCUGCACUUUUAACGUCACCAAUAAACCCUCAACAUAUGACCCUGUUGAACCAACUGUACCAGUUACAGCUGGCAUACCAACGUUUACAGAUACAGCAGCAGAUGUUGCAGGCACAGCGCAAUGUUUCUGGCCCCAUCAGACAGCAAGAGCAACAAGUUGCACGUACAAUCAACAACAUGCAGCAGCAGAUUCAGCAGCACCAGAGGCAGCUGGCCCAGGCUCUGCUCAUGAAGCAGCAGCAGCAGCAACCUCCUCCACCCCAGCCCACCACACACCCUGGCCUGCACCCCAGCGCCGGCAAAUCAGCCCUGGAUAACUUCCCAGGCCAGCCCCAGGCUCCAGGCCUCUCCGACCUGCAGACCAAAGAGACCCAGUCUUCUGCCAACUCCUACAGCCCUUACACACUCCCAGCCGGACUGAACCCCAACAUGAAUGUAGACUGCAUGGACAUGGGAGGGCUCUCCCUGAAGGAGCCGCCGCAGCCCCAGUCACGGCUGUCCCAGUGGACGCACCCCAACUCCAUGGAGACCCUCUCUGGAGGCUCCUCGCCCACGGAGCCCAGCCUCAGCAAGCAUGGUGCCAUAACUGCUGCCCCCAGUCUGGGUCCUCCGGGGAAGCCUCCACUGGACGACUCGUACAGCCCCUAUAAUCUGAUGUCCAGCACAGACUCGCCCACCAGCCCUCUGGUGCCACACGAGAGCUGGGCACCGGGCAAGAGUGCCAGCGACAAGAUCUCCAACGGGACCAGUGUCAGCUGGCCUCCUGAAUUCUGCCCUGGAGUGCCAUGGAAAGGACUACAAAACAUUGACCCCGAGAAUGACCCUAAUAUGACCCCAGGAAGUGUUCCCAGCGGACCAACCAUCAACACCAACAUCCAGGAUGUCAACCGCUACCUGCUCCGAGACCGGAGUGGAGGUACGAGAAGAGUCCAAGAGAGCUCCUCGCCUGUGUCCCCUGAGGCCGAGGCCUCGCUGGCUCCCUCGGGCGCCUGGCCCGUCAGUGCCUACGCUAGCCCCUUCCCUCUGUCCUCGCCCGAGGCAGACGACACAGGCAAGCUGUCGGACAUGAAGUCCACCUGGUCGCCGGGGCCCAUCUCGCACACGCAGCCCUCGCUGUCGCAUGAGCUCUGGAAGGUUCCGCAGCAGGGUCCACGCAGCACCGGCAUUUCCCUGACCCGGCCCCCGCCGGGCCUCACCAACCCCAGCAAGCCCACCCAGUCGUCCACCUGGGGUGCCAACUCCCUGGGCCUGGCCCCCGGCUGGAGCAGCUCGUACUCCUCAGGUACCACCUGGAGCACUGACAGCUCCAGCAGGACGAGCAGCUGGAUGGUGCUGAGAAACCUCACACCUCAGAUUGACGGCUCCACCCUGCGGACUUUGUGCAUGCAGCACGGGCCCCUGAUCACCUUCCACCUGAACCUGACGCAGGGCCAUGCUGUGGUGCGCUACAGCUCCAAAGAGGAGGCCGCCAAAGCCCAGAAGUCCCUGCACAUGUGUGUGCUGGGGAACACCACUAUCCUGGCGGAGUUUGCCAGCGAGGAGGAGGUGAACCGCUUCUUUGCACAGGGCCAGGCGCUCACGCCCACCACCAGCUGGCAGGCCAAUCAGCCCUCGGCCAAUCAGACGCGCAUGGGCGUGGCCGGCUCCUCCCACAACCCCAUGGCCCACUGGACCAGCAGCGGCGGCGGUCUGGGAGCCAACAUCGGAGGAGGUGGAGGGGCUCCUGGGAAGGCGGGGGGCGAAUUGCUGUGGGGGGCCGUGCCGCAGUACUCCAGCCUGUGGGGGCCCCCUGGGGGAGAGGAUGGGAGGGUGGUGGGCAGCCCCACCCCAAUCAACACGCUGCUUCCUGGAGACCUGCUGAGUGGAGAGUCCAUGUAGAGGGAGGGGCGGAUGGACAGACAGACGAAUGGACAAGUCCCUAAGGCUGCCUGCCCUCCCCCCCCCCCACCCACCCACAAUCCUCCAUCCUCCAUCCCACUCCACCCAGUCCUUCCAUACCCUACCCUGCCCACACCACCCACCCCACUGCCCUCUGGGAUUACCGGUUGUGGAGGAGUAUUUUUAAAGUUGCAAACAAAAAAAAAAAGAAUAUGACCGACAAACAAACAUAAAAUUCACUUACAGGAGCAAAAAACCAAGCAAAUGUUGUGGUGAUAAUCAGCGUCAAUGGAACUGUAAGAUACGAGACGGGAGGCAGAGGCAAUACAUGUCGUAGAGGCUGCUGACGUUCAUUCUACUUCUUUUGACUUCUGUCCAUUCUUCAGUCCUUGUUUCGUCAUUUCGGUGGAUUCCUGUUUGGGAUUUUUUUUGUGACUUUUACUUUUGUAUGUUUUUGGUCAGUGUUCUCUAAGACUUUGACUGAGAAGAGACACCGGCUACAGACACAACAGGAAAGGAGAACGUUUUUAACAGACUGAAACUCUUCUGAGUACUGGGAUGUGGGUGUGUAUGUGUUUUGUGUGUGUGAUUUUCAUGUGUAUUUUUGACUACAACUGAUGAGACAAGCUGCCAUUUUGAUGAAAAAAAAAUGAAACCAGAAGUCCCCCACCCCUCACUUCCUCAAGGCCCUAUUUGAGUCACCCUCUCUGGCUCUGACCAGCUCCGUAAGACAUCAUUCCAAGCCCAUCCUAGCCGCGGAACCAGUUUCAGCACCUUCUCGGACCGGUCCCCACUGGUUCUGCCGGUUCUGUCGCACUCGCAGCACUCGCAGCACUUAAACUAGCCUUAACUGCUCCCUAGUGUCCACCCCAAACCCCCAGCCCUCCCGAUCGACACCCCUCCUCAGUGGAUGUUGCCGGUGAAGUAUUGCACAGCCUUGUGUCUGAGCCAGAGCUGGGGUUGGGCGAGUGGGUGGGAGGGUGUCGGACGAGGGGAAUGUGACGCUACCAGAGAUGGGCCAGAUCUCUAACGGUCGGGUAAGGGGACACUCCCCCGUUCCCUUCCCAGUGUCCUGACCUCGGGCCUCGGAUGGGACGCCCACACCCCUCUGCCCUGAUCCCUCGGCCUCCUGCAGGUCACUCCUUAUCACAGUAGUCUGGCAGUGGGUCUGAGCAGGUGUUCUGGGGCCAAGGGCAUGUAUUUUGUGUCUGUAUGUGUGUGUGGGGGGUGUAUGUGUGACAAAUAUCAUGAUCAACCACUGCUCUAUGUUACUUUCAGGAACACUUUGAUUUCUCUGAUGCUGCACAGCUUUUUUUGUUAUCUUUUGUUUGUUUGUUUUUGUUUUGUGUUAUCGAUGAAGUGGACUACUGCAAACAACUCUGGUUCAGUUGGUUCUAUUCCUGCCAACCCGUCAACUUCAAAAGGGGCCAACCACAGCCUCCUCCGUCCAUCCACGCGCCAACCAAACACCGCUAAUGCCAGGCCGUCUCUGAGCGAACCAGGACCAGCACGGCAACCAUCAACCCAACCCAGCUCAACCCUACCUAAGCCUUGUCCUGCUAAACCCUGAAGGCCAUCUCAUCUGGUUCCUGAUUCUGGUGGAUGGAAAUUAACUAAGCACUUCAACCACCCUGACGCCCUUAAUCCCAGUCAGCCCAAACCAGCCAUUGUGACCCAGCAUAAACUUCAUAAAGGCCCUUAAAGGCUUCAUACCAAAUAAGACGGGAGACCCCCACCCAUCCCACCCCCUUUUUUUUUGUCAUUUUCAUCAAUAUUCCAAUCACGCUUAUUUCUACUUUGUGUAGGCAUACCAGGUACAAAACAAAAUGUACGCUAAUAAAAGACCGAUGGAGGGGAAGGAGGUUGUACCUAUAGCACUUAGUGUCGAGAGCCAAGCUCUACCGUCAAUGCCAACAAAAUCAGUGGAGUGGAGAGGCAAACACUGAGAAAAGGAAUGAACUUCUUAAAAAGCAAUCGACACUGCUUCUCCACAUCCUCUUUGAGGCUGUUCUAUGACUUCUAAAAAGGGUUUGGAAAAAACUCCCUUUUUCUAUUUUUGCUUUUUAUCCCAUCUUAGUCUCAGACCAUGAGGGUUGGUUUUUUUUUUUAAGAUAAAAAAAACUAGCAAAAUGAAGGGAAGAUAAAAAAAAAAAAAAUCAGAAAACAAAGACUGAAAAACAAUAUGAUUGAUGUUCAGACACGUGAUUUACUUUGAGUGGUUUUGGUCUUUCAAACUUAUCAAAGUUGAAAAAAAAAAAUACAAAUAUCACUGUUGGAAUGCUCUGAAAGCCUUUCCUAAGGAGGACGUAUUUCGGUGUACUGGUGCCAGCCGGGCGAAGUCCCAGCACCCAUUGGGGCCCCCCUGACUGUGGGCUCUCAGCCAAGCCUGUAUGACAAGAGUGGCCAUCGAGUGCCUAUCUGCUGUGGAGCCCGCGGCCCCUGCCACGCGGUGACUCUGCCACUCUGCUCUCUGCCAGCUCCUGCCCUCACCCACCUACCACACCCUCCGACCGCCAUCCGGUCUGGACCUUUGCGACCCCCCCACCCUACCCAGUCCUCAAGCCUGGCAGAGAGCAGCUCUCUAAGAACUGGCCAAUCAGGUACUACUGUGCCAGCACUCGACCUCAGCUCAAAGACUUGACUCGUACAUUUACUCGUUCCUCUCAUGCAAAGAUCACUUUAGCUGGAGGUGGACAGAUAUGGCGUGUUUUUUGUUUGUGUAUUUGUUUGUUUUUUGUCUUCACUUGUCUGUCGUUUGGAUAAUCGCCAGUGGGUUUUUUUUUUUUCAUUGUUUUUUUUUUUCUGUGGGUCAAGGUUGCGGUUAUUCUUGUGAUGGAGUUUUGAAAAAUCAGUCUCGGUAUCUUUUGUGUGUUGGACAGAUUGUGUAUGCGUGCUUUGUCCAUGCAGUGGUCUUCAAAGUAGCUGCUCACCAGCCUCUCUCCCUGGCUUCUUGCUGUGUCCACACACACACACAUACACACACACACACACACACACCCACACACGCAAAAACACUUAGGCGAGAGGUGCAACCGCAGUACUGCGCAACCCGUGCUGGGUGUCCACUAAAUCAAUACUACAUAUUUGAACGUCGUCUCGAUACAUUUUCGUUUUUUCUCUUCACUGAUGGACAGAGGUUCUAAGAACAAACCCUGGCAAAAUGUCGAAGGUUUUUUUUUGUUGUUGUUGUUGACGACUAUUUUUUGUUUGUUUUGUGUUUUUGAAAGGUGACAUAGUAGUGGUUAUGCUGGGUGGCCCUUGGCCUGUCACAUCCUCUCCUCUCCUUCUGCGGUGCUCGUGUUUACCACACCCCCAUACAGGUGCUUCUCUCGAAAAGGCAGGCACGGCUCAUUGCUACCCGUCAUCCACUCUCUACUCCAACCGCCACCAACCGCCAGUGCUUUUCUCAUAUCACGAAAGUGAAGCGCGCCUCAUUCGCACACCUGCAGCUCGUACUUCUAUGCAAAGACCAAGAGGUGAAUGUUAUAUAUUCAAACCAUCCUCAUCUUAUUCGAAGCGAUCAGCUGAGAAGCCAAGCAAGUAGCUCUUUUCUUAAUGCACAGAUGUCCUCAGUCCGAGUCUCGCACCUGUAAAAACACCAUGAGUCAUUUGUGGUUAGUUCAUGACAUGAGCCGGUUAGAUUCUAUUGUCAAAACCCAUCCCCCGCCAAACAGACUCGGUGGAGAAGAAGAUCGUUUUAGGUGUAGCUUCCUGUGUAUUUUACUGACGCAGUAUGUUCUGAGGUUCAUGAAAGCCACAACACAAACAGUUGACCCAGGGAUGGAAACGGUUGUUAAGGGUUGUGGAAACUAGACGCCCAGCAGCGCAAGAACAAGGCAAGAAAGCUAUCAGAACCUUUCGCCUUCUCGAGGUCUGUAGAGAUCUCUGACAGAGUAGGGACCCUAUGGGAGAAUGGAGGAGAGGCAGGGCGAUGGGAUGGCAGGCUAUGGGCUACCCAGAGACAAGUAAUGUUUGGUCCCAGUUAUCAAGAACUUUGUCCCUGGGACCAACCCAACGAAACAGGGAUUCCAGAAUGCUGAGGUGCACUGUUGAUGGUCACAUCGGGUACAUCUUUCUUUAAACCAAAAAAGGAGUUGUUUUUCUCUCUCUCCUUCUCUCUUUUUAUGUUGGCACUUUUUUAUGUCUACUAUUGUGUCUGUAUAUUGAGUCCUUUAGCAUGUGUAAGUUUCAGCAGUAAGCUGAAGUGGUUUUCUCCAAAGGGCCUUCAUUAUCCCCCCAUAGAUCAACUAGCACAGAAGGUUCGAUGGUGGUCCAACAUAUUACACAAAGUUACAUUUCCAUGGAUCAGGAGAGCAGGGACACAUCUCAGUCGUUACCAAGUCUUAACGAGAAGGAAGCAAAUUGUUUCUUUUUUUCCCCCAAUGAUAUUAAUUCAUGAGUGACAUUAGCAACAAUCACUAUUGCCUGUUCUCUGAAACUGCCUUGAUUCUAGACUGGACACAAGGCCGCAAGAUGGUCCAUGAGAAGUUUUUGUGGUGGUGAGGGAAUGGGCUGGGAUUGGGGCAAUAUUUCAGAGGCACCCAGGAUUCCGAACUGCUGCACCAGCACUGAGAGGCAGCAUCCUCUUUCUCUUCCUCUCUCUCUCUCUCUCUCUCUCUCUGCAGCUAGCCCACCACAAGUGGCAAACCAGCUCCCAUUGUGUGCAUGGAAUCAUAGACUCCCUUUUGGGCCACCCCCUUCUUUUAUUUUCAGUGGCACAGAUUCCAGUAACUGGAGGAAUGCCUGCUUCUCAAUCAUAUGUGGAACUGGGGUGGAGGGAGGCCAGUCCUUCUCAUGGAGCGGGGGAUGUGAGCCUCUACCUCCGCAGGGGCUAAGGGACAAUAUGCACACACUGGCUUAUAUAUACAUAAAUAUCUUACAUUUAUGUGAGAAUGGAAAACAAGGUUUGUCCUCUUACAUGAAGCUUCUUCCUUAGGCCCCUGUUUUAAUCACCCAUUUUCAAACUCAUUUGUCCCACUCUCCAUUUCCCAAAAAGAAGUCAAAAGACCUCAAACAUAUCAAUAUGAUACAAGAUAUUGAAAAUAAAACCAAUACUUGAAUGAAAAAGAAAGCGCCAAUAAUUAAAUGUGAAAUCUUUUUUGUAAUAAUUUUGUCUCAUUCAUACACUUCCAAGUUUUUUGAUAUUGGUUCAAAAUAAGUAAAAAAAAAAAAAAAAAAAGUUUUUUUUUUAUGGAAAAAAAUGGCAAAAUUACAUCUGUUUAAUGUGAGUGUUUGCACAAGGUUGUGUGUACUGUACGCUAGAUGAACGUGAUAGUAUGCAUACAUAUGCCAAGAGAGGGUUGGUUCAGACAAGAACGCGUGCUUGCGAUUUACAGCGGAUUACCCGUUUCUUUUAUUUUUUUAUUCAGUGUCUCAUAGUUUUUAGGUUUUUCUUCAUUUUUUUUGCGCUCAUGAAAAACAAAAUCCUCUAUAUUCUGAUGUAUAAUGUUGUUAUUAGCUUCUAGCGUUGCACUGACUGUGUCGGCUGACCCUCGUUCAGCUAAUUGUACACCACGAAAUGACAAACAAACUGAGGGGAGGCGGUGACAAUUCACGUGUAAAUGUUUACUCGAGGUCUUCACAAGAUACAAAAAAAGUGUGUUUUCUCUUUGUUAUUAUUAAAUAUGUACUAUGUUAUAUCUACCUUUUAGUGGCUUUUAUUGUGGAAUAAUGUAAGAAAACAUUUUUAAGGUCAGCAGAUAAUGAGUAUUGCACCAGUUUUUUCCCCCUCCCAAUUAUUAAAAGAAAAAUAUUGAAAA
Alosa sapidissima (American shad) is the source of this 11929-nucleotide messenger RNA. RefSeq names its product trinucleotide repeat containing adaptor 6C1 (gene tnrc6c1). The record is from RefSeq and is a predicted model, not a curated record. The coding region runs from base 111 to 6170 and encodes 2019 amino acids. Gene Ontology annotation, biological process: positive regulation of nuclear-transcribed mRNA poly(A) tail shortening; miRNA-mediated post-transcriptional gene silencing. The transcript is spliced from 24 exons. Gene Ontology annotation, cellular component: P-body; nucleoplasm. NCBI's taxonomy places the organism in Eukaryota, Metazoa, Chordata, Actinopteri, Clupeiformes, Clupeidae. Gene Ontology annotation, molecular function: RNA binding; protein binding.